Molecule: messenger RNA, 1951 nt
Organism: Zingiber officinale
Lineage: Eukaryota; Viridiplantae; Streptophyta; Magnoliopsida; Zingiberales; Zingiberaceae
Product: protein REVEILLE 6-like
Exons: 8
Coding region: 129-1022 (297 amino acids)
Molecular function (GO): DNA binding
Source: RefSeq, a predicted model, not a curated record
UAUUUUAAUACAGAAGGCAACUUGGACGGAAGAGACGCAAAAGCAGUCGAAGCCUCAUCCUCUUCUGUCGUCUCCUCGAUCUCAUCCACUCUCAGCUUCCACUCUCGCCUCGAUCGAACUCUCUCUCCAUGAUACUCGCCAAAGCCAUCACGAUGGAAGCUGGAGGCGGAAGGGAGCCGCCUUGUGUCGUCUAUUGCCCGGACCGGCCCUCAUCGAUGGCCGUUGGCGGUAAUGGCCUGCCUUCGUCGGAGGACCUUGGGAAGAAGACCCGAAAGGCCUACACGAUUACGAAGUCGAGGGAGAGUUGGACCGAGCAGGAUCACGACAAGUUCCUCGAGGCCCUACAGCUUUUUGACCGAGAUUGGAAAAAGAUAGAAGCAUUUGUGGGGUCAAAGACAGUGAUCCAGAUAAGGAGCCAUGCACAAAAAUACUUUCUGAAAGUUCAGAAGAAUGGUACAAAUGAGCAUGUGCCACCACCUCGACCUAAGAGAAAGGCGGUUCAUCCAUAUCCUCAGAAAGCUGCUAAAAAUGUUUCUCAGAUACCUGAACCCAAAACUGUAUUCUAUGCAUCCUGUCCACUUGAUCCAGGCGUUUCUUCUACAAGAGAAAGUACAUCCAUGCCUGGGAACCACACUACCAUGACAGUUUCUUCUUUGAUUCAAAGAUCAGAGCAGCCUGUCAGUACCUGCCAUCUUAAGAAAGAUGCUGUAGUAAAUGCAGGAGUUUUGACAGCAAACAAUUCCAGCUGUACUAGCACUGAGAGCCCUGGAACAUGGUCUUCUUGUGAAGCAAUUGAUCAGGAAAAUUUGGUCACAUCUCUUCCCAUCAUGCCAGACUUCGCCCAGGUGUAUGGCUUUCUUGGCAGUUUGUUUGAUCCUAGCGCAAGUGGGCAUUUGCAAAAAUUGAAAGCAAUGGAUCCAAUUGAUGUUGAAACUGUACUAAUACUGAUGAGGAACUUGGCUUUGAAUUUGACUUGUCCAGAGUUUGAGGACCAUGGUGCUACAUUUCAAGUCAACUGUUAACUUUCAACAAUCAAUGUGAAGCCACAGUUAAUGGGCUUGAAGUUUGGUUAUACGAGACAGAAACUGAAUAUUCAUUAGCUGAACUCAGCUCCGAUUGACUUCUGAUAUUGUGCUUGGAAUCUGCAAAACCUGAUUGUUUCUUGUUAGAAACUAUCUGAACUUGCUACUCCUGGGUUUGUUGACUUGGAAUCUAAUAGUUGGAUGGCCUUUGCCUAUUACUGAUUUGGAUGUGUUUGCAUGUCUUCUGAAUUAGGAUUUACCGCCACACUUUCAACCAAAUCUUGUUGAACAUCUGUUAAGCAUGUGAAUUGCAUGCGAAGGAUAUGAUGACGAUGAUCACAUGGAUAAUCAGUAGAAUUUUCCCUCAACAUUUAUUGUUCUAAUCCAGAUGAACAGUAGACUAUUUGACUUUCAAAACUGAAAGAUAGCUGGAAGUUUAGUGGCUGUCAGUUCAUGUAGCAAUCUUUAUAGUUAGCUCAACUUUGGCAGAAUGGUCUGUCUGGCAAUAAUAAGGAACAAUUGACUUGAUGUUUGUGCAAUGACAUUUCCUUAGAAGAUACAACAUUGUCUGACACUGGUGUGUUCACAUUUUAAGGUGAUCUUGUAUGGCUUGCAAAAAAUUAGCUCAAGCAAGAGUAUUCGUUGUGGUCAUCCAUUUAUUUUAACGUCUAAAGAACAGUACUGAAUGUUGCAUGCUUACAAAUUAUUUUCUAUAUAGUCCUCCGUAUGUUUUUUUGGGACUCGUGUUUGCAUUAUUUAACUCUGGUUUCUUGUAAAUGGUUGCAACCCAAAUUUAUUCCUACUUUUAUCAAGAACACAUGUCACUUGCUAUUUUGAAAUUACUGUGCCUAAAUUUAUCUUGUCAAGGUCGCAUGUUUUUAGAUUUUUAUGCUUGUUACUAACUUACAGACUUACGAACUUUCUUACAA